AGGAAAGGAUGCCAGGUCAUAUCAAGAAAAGUUCUGGUCCUGACCCAGAUCCAUCCCCCUGGUUGUGUGUUUCCCCUGAGCUUAAGGAGAAGAACAAACUUAAGCCCUAUGACCCAAAGAAGUCUGUCUGGGUCGUGAACAAGGCUGAUGGUGGGUAUCUGGAGGGACUUCUAGAGUCCAAGGAUGGAGCAAAGGUUACUGUGAAUGUGAACGGAGAGAUGAAGGUUUACAAAGAAGAUCAAGUAUGCCAGGUCAACCCUCCCAAGUUUGAUUGCUCUGAUGAUAUGGCAAACCUCACCUUUCUUGGGGAUGCUUGUGUUCUAUGGAAUUCAACAAUUCGUUAUGUCAAUCAGUUGAUUUACACCUACUCAGGACUCUUCUGUAUUGCCAUCAAUCCAUACAAGAGGUUUCCCAUCUAUACUCUCCGUACAAUGGAAAUCUAUGUAGGGAGAAGGAGGAAUGAGUGCCCUCCUCAUAUUUUUGCCAUUGCAGAAGGAGCUUAUCAAGGAAUGAUGAAUUCUGGCAUGAAUCAGUCAAUCCUUAUUACCGGAGAGUCUGGGGCAGGUAAAACUGAAAAUACUAAAAAGGUUAUUUCAUACUUUGCCACCAUCUGCUCAUCUGGGAAGAGGAAGGAAGGAGAAGUUUCUCUUGAAGACAAGAUUGUCCAAACUAACCCUGUUCUUGAAGCCUGGGGAAAUGCCAAGACAGUGAGGAAUGAUAACUCCUCCAGGUUUGGUAAAUUUAUCCGUAUUCAUUUCAAUGCUUCUGGAAAACUGUCUGGGGCAGAUAUGGUUGUCUACUUGCUGGAAAAAUCUCGACUGACCUAUCAGCAACCACUUGAAAGAUGUUAUCAUGCCUUUUAUAACAUUAUGUCUGAUGCCGUACCCGACUUAAAGGAGAAAUGUCUCCUCACUGAUAAUAUCUUAGACUAUUGGUAUGUUUCACAGGGAAAGAUUACUGUUCCAUCCAUUGAUGAUAAGGAGGACAUGCAGUUUGCUGAUGAAGCCUUUGAUAUUCUUGGGUUUACCAAGGAGGAAAAAUACGAUGUUUACAAAAAUACUGCUUGCAUGAUGCACAUGGGAAACAUGACAAAAGACUUUGUUCCGGUAGGAAAGGAAGAGCAGGCUGAAAUAAAAGAUGAUACUAACUCAAUCAAAGUUGCUACUUUAGCUGGUAUUGAUCCUGAGUGGAUGAUUAACUAUUUCUGUAAACCUAAGCUGAAGGUUGGAACAGAGUGGGUAUCUAAAGGUUCUUCUUGCAGUAAUGCAGCUAACUCUGUUGCAGGUAUUGCACGUGCCAUUUAUGAGCGUACAUUUAGGCUAGUAGUAGAUAAAUGUAAUGAAACUCUUAUUGAUCCAACAAUGAAGAAAGUUCAGUAUAUCGGUGUCCUGGAUAUUGCUGGCUUUGAAAUAUUUGACUACAAUGGGUUUGAGCAGAUUUGCAUCAACUAUGUAAAUGAGAAGCUUCAACAGUUUUUUAACUCUCACAUGUUUACACUGGAACAGGAAGAAUAUGUUAGAGAAGGACUAGAUUGGGCAAAUGUAGACUUUGGUAUGGAUCUUCAGAAAUGUAUUGACAUGUUUGAGAAACCUAUGGGCCUCUUAGCUGUAUUUGAGGAAGAAUCUCUGUUCCCUAAAGCAACAGAUCAAACUUUUUGUGAAAAGUUGCAUUCUAAUCUUCUUGGAAAGUGGCCAAAUUUUGCAAAACCCAACCCAAGACCAGACCCAGAUGCACAUUUUGCAGUCAUUCACUAUGCUGCAACAGUCUCCUACAACUUGACUAACUGGCUGGAAAAAAAUAAGGAUCCCUUAAAUGAUACAAUUGUUGAAAUGAUUAAAAAUGGAUCCAAUUCCCUCAUGAUUCAGUGUUUUGCUGAUCAUCCUGGACAACCUUUGGAGACUCCAAAAGACGAUGGAGGAAGGAAAAAGAAGGGUGGUGGUAAGACUGUUUCUUCAUAUUUUAAGGGUCAACUUGAUGAUCUGAUGACAACCCUUUAUAAGACUGAGCCUCACUUUAUCCGCUGUGUUGUACCAAACACACACAAACAACCAGGAGGAGUAGAGCCCGGUCUUAUAAUGCAUCAAUACCAAUGUAAUGGUGUACUUGCAGGAAUUGCAAUCUGCAGAAAGGGAUUCCCGAAUAAGAUGAUUUAUGCUGAAUUCAAAGCAAGGUACAAUAUUCUUGCUGCUAAACUUGUAGCUAAGGCAAAGAAUGACAAAGCUGCUGCCGGAGCAGUUCUAGAAUCAAUCAAUCUGGAUAAAGAGAAGUACAGGCUGGGGCAUACUAAAGUGUUCUUCAGAGCUGGAAUUUUAGGGUUCAUGGAGGAAGUAAGAGAGGAUAAAAUAGGAUCUGUCUUAGCCUGGCUUCAAUCAGGUGCUAGAGGUAAAGCUUCAAGAAUGGCCUUUAAAAAACUUCAAGAUCAGAAAUUAGCUCUGUACUGCUGCCAGAGAACUAUAAGAAAUUUCAGGAUUGGAAAAACUUGGCUCUGGUGGCAAAUUUGGUCUGCAAUUAAACCACACUUGAAGUGUACUCAGUUUGGUAAGUACAAAGAAGAAUUUGAGCAAAAAAUAGCAUUAGCAGAGGCAAACAUUGAUAAAGCAAUUGCUGAUCGUCAAAAAGUUCAAGCUAUUCAUGACAAUCUUCUAUCUCAAAAGAAUGAAGUUUCAUUAGCGCUGACCUCAGGAGGAUCUGCUGUCCAAGAUAUCAUUGAUAAAGCAGUGAGAGUUGAAAACAUUGCUAAUGAUAUCCAAAAACAAGUUGCUGAAGUAAAAAAAAGAAUCAAGGCCGAGGAAGAGCAAAAGUCAAGCAUUGAAGAUCAAAUGCGUAAAGUGGAGUCACAAAUUAAUCAACUUCAAAGUGAGGUUUCAACUCUGGAAAGACAGCUUGAAAACUCUGAGCAAGAAAGGUCUGAUAAGGACGAUCAAAUAAGAACCCUGAAGGAUGAAAUUGCUCAUCAAGCUGAUAUGCUUGCAAAACUUGGAAAAGAAAAAAAGUCUGGAAUUGAUUUCAGACAAAAAGUUGAGGAGGACAUCCAAACUAUGGAUGACAAGUGCAACCAUCUUUCCAGAGUCAAAGGAAAGUUAGAACAGGCUCUUGAUGAGGCAGAAGAUGCUCUUGAAAGGGAGAAGAAAUCCAAGAAUGAUGUUGAAAAACUUAAAAGGAAAUGUGAAGGAGACUUUAAACUCACACAGGAAGCUGUUGUUGAUCUUGAAAGAGUCAAGGCAGAGCUUGCUCAAACUUUAGCAAGAAAAGAAAAGGAAUAUUCAGCACUUUCAGCCAAGAUUGAGGAUGAGGGAUCUCUUGGAAGCAAGUAUCAAAAACAAAUCAAAGAGCUGCAAGGUAGACUUGAAGAGUUGGAUGAAGAACUCAACAUAGAAAGAAGCAACCGUGCAAAAGCAGAAAAGAGUCGCUCAAUCUUGAAAAAAGACAUUGAGGACAUUGCUGCAAGACUUGAGGAAGCAGGGGCUAAUACCGGAACACAAGUAGAGCUGAACAAGAAGAGAGAAGGUGAGCUAAGUCGUUUGAAAUGUGAAUUAGAGGAGCUUAAUAUUGCUCAUGAGGGAACUUUAGCAGCUCUGAGGAUGAAGCACAAUAAUACCAUGUCUGAUUUGGGAGAAAAUAUUGAUUCUCUCAAUUCUUCUAAGGUUAAGGCUGAAAAAGAUAAGUCAGGCCUUGAAAGAGAUCUGGCUGAUUCUCGUGCAAGCUUGGAAGAUGCUGUUAAAUCCAGAGCUGAACUUGAAAGAACUGGAAAGCUUCUUCAAGGAUCAAUUGCUGAAUCUCAUACAAAGCUUGAUGAACUCGCCAGAGCAAUGAAUGAAGCUGAUUCUACUAAAAAGAGGCUAACUGUUGAGAACCAAGAUCUUAGUAGACAAAUAGAAGAACUUGAAAAUGCUCUUGCAAAUAUGAACAAAAGUAAAGUCUCCCUCGCAACUCAACUUGAGGACACUAAGAGACUCUCAGAGUCAGAAUCAAAGGAUAGAUCAUCUCUUCUUACUAAGUAUAAGCAUAUGACCACAGAGUUUGAGACCUACAGAGAAAAAAUUGAAAAUGAACACCUUAAAAAAUCUGAUGCUUUGAAGUCUUUAUCCAAGGCUCAAGCAGAGAUUCAGCUUUGGAGGUCUCGUUAUGAAACAGAAGGGAUGGGAAGAGUGGAGGAACUGGAAGGCAAUAACUCUAAACUGAGAUCAAGAAUUACUGAAGCUGAAGAGACCAUUGAUUCUCUACAAACCAAGCUUGCUAAUAUAGAGAAAAGUAAACAGAGAAUAGGGGAAGAUUUAGAUGAGAUUUCCAUGGAGUAUGAAAGGGUGCAUGCUGCCGCCCUUAUAACUGAGAAGAGAGGAAAGAAUUUUGACAAAGUACUUGGAGAGUGGCAAGCAAAAGCUUCUGAUAUAGCAUGUGAAGUAGAGGCAUCCAACAAUGAAUGUCGCAACUAUUCCUCUGAACUCUACAGGGUCAAGGCCUCACAUGAUGAAGCUACUGAACAGCUGGACAUAGUUAAGCGUGAAAACAAGAACUUAGCUGAUGAAAUCAAGGAUCUUCUUGAUCAACUUGGAGAUGGAGGUAGAUCAAUUCAUGACCUGGACAAACAAAGAAGGCGUCUUGAGGUUGAAAAAGAAGAGCUUCAGAGUGCUCUUGAAGAAGCAGAGGGUGCAUUGGAGCAAGAAGAAAACAAGGUUUUGAGAGCCCAGCUUGAAUUGGGCCAAGUCAGGCAAGAGAUUGAUCGCAGACUCGCUGAAAAAGAUGAGGAAUUCCUAAACACAAGGAAAAAUCAUGAUCGUGCUAUGGACUCACUUAAUGCCAGUCUGGAAGCAGAGCAAAAGGCCAAAGGGGAAGCGCUCAGAAUUAAGAAGAAGCUUGAAGGAGACAUCAAUGAGUUGGAGAUAGCUCUAGACCAUGCCAAUAAGGCAAAUUCUGAGGGAAUGAAGACAAUCAAGAGAUAUCAAAGUCAAUUAAGGGAAUCCCUUCAAGGAUUGGAAAAUGAGUCUAGGAUUAGGCAACAAAUAGCUGAACAGGUUGGUAUUGCUGAAAGGAAAGCUGCAGCUCUUUCUGCAGAAAUGGAGGAAAGUAGAGCUCUGCUUGAUUCUGCUGAAAGGGGAAAGAGACAACUUGAAGCCGAGCUUGCUGAUACUCGCAACUCUGUCAAUGAAAUGCAGAGUAUCAAUAGUAAGGAAAUUGCUGUAAAGAGAGCUCUAGAAGGCAAUCUUCACACCAUUCAAGCAGAAAUUGAUUCUCUUUUGCAGGCUGCAAAGAGCUCUGAGGAGAAGGGCAAAAGAGCUAUGGUUGAUGCUGCAAGGCUAGCUGAUGAACUAAGAGCAGAACAGGAUCAUUCUGCUGCUGAGUCUAGGAUCAAAAGAUCCCUUGAGACCCAGCUUGGGGAGCUUGAGACCAAGCUCACAGAGGCUGAAGAAAAUGCAAUAAGAUGUGGAAAGUCAGCGCUUAGCAGACUUGAAACUAAGGUUCGAGAGCUGGAACAGGAACUUGGAUGCACCCAAGUCCGUACUUCAGAGAACAUGAAAGGUUUCCAGAAGACAGAGAGGAAAAUCAAGGAGCUUCUUUUCCAGCAAGAGGAGGACAAGAAGAACCAAGACAAGAUGUCUGAAAUAGCCAACAAGCUUCAGCAAAAGAUUAAGGUCUAUAAGCAGCAGAUAGAAGAAGCAGAGGAGAUUGCAGCUCUCAAUCUGGCCAAAUUCAGAAAGGCACAGCAAGACUUUGAGGAAAAUGAGGAGAGAGUUAAGCUGGCUGAUGAAGCCAUGUACUCUUUACGCAUGAACCGUGGAAGCUCUCUUCUGUAAUGAGUUGCGAGAGUUGUGAUGCUUGAACCCUGAAUUAUUUAUUAAUGACAACAAGUUUUAUAAGCCAUGUACCCAUGAACAUUAAAAAAUCAAAAAAAAAUUAAUAAAAAAUUAAACUAACAAAA
Eurytemora carolleeae is the source of this 5917-nucleotide messenger RNA. Its product is annotated as myosin heavy chain, muscle. Gene Ontology annotation, molecular function: actin filament binding; cytoskeletal motor activity; ATP binding. NCBI's taxonomy places the organism in Eukaryota, Metazoa, Arthropoda, Copepoda, Calanoida, Temoridae. Gene Ontology annotation, cellular component: myosin complex. The transcript is spliced from 8 exons. The record is from RefSeq and is a predicted model, not a curated record. Bases 9 to 5792 code for a protein of 1927 amino acids.